Messenger RNA from Drosophila gunungcola (fruit fly), 1053 nucleotides. RefSeq lists its product as uncharacterized. Lineage: Eukaryota; Metazoa; Arthropoda; Insecta; Diptera; Drosophilidae. Bases 79 to 804 code for a protein of 241 amino acids. The record is from RefSeq and is a predicted model, not a curated record. Gene Ontology annotation, molecular function: SUMO ligase activity; zinc ion binding. The transcript is spliced from 2 exons. Gene Ontology annotation, biological process: protein sumoylation; double-strand break repair via homologous recombination. Gene Ontology annotation, cellular component: Smc5-Smc6 complex; nucleus.
AUCCUUGCCUAUCGAAAAAUUGAUUUGCGCCUGGCUCAAAUGUUGUUUUUCAGUUCGAUUCAGGAAAUCUAAGACGAAAUGGAUAUUAAUCAACAUGUGGAUGCCGCAUUGACUACGUUAGUGGACAAUACAAAGUUCUUCAGGGAAUUGGCCGAUGUCGUGUCCGAGUUUAGAAAUGGCGGGGAGAUACAAAAACUGCUGGAGGAAAGCACCCAAAAGCGCGUGGAGCAGGCCGAGAAUCUAAUUAAGAUGAAGAGCAAGCACCAAUCACUCCAACAGGCGAUGCAGCUGGCCCAAAGCGAGAGCGCCACCAUCGAGGAGUUCGAGGGGAAUUGGAAGGAGCGCUGCGAGGCGGUGGACAAGAAGCGCAUCAAUGUCGGGAACAUGGGCGAGUUUAAGAACUUCAAGCGAUCUGUGCAGGCUGCAGCAGCUUCCUACGGAUCUGCGGAGGAUACCGGCCAAGCAGCCAAUGGCACAGCCGACCACGAUGACGACCUCAUCAUCGAGGGCAUCGAGGAGACCGGCGGCGAGAUCUUCUCGCUCUACGAUCCCUGGUCCAAGGCGCUGAUGAAGAACCCAGUGCGCAACACGGUGUGCGGCCACAUCUACGACCGCGACUCGGUGAUGCCGCUCAUCAAGAGCAACAUCGGCAUCCGGUGUCCGGUUCUGGGCUGUGCCAACAAGAGCUACAUCCAUCCGGGGCACCUGAUCGAGGAUGCCAAGGUGCGGGAGAAGGUGCGCCAGCAGAUGGCCGUGGAGGCGGAGGUGGAUGCUACCUCAGAGGAGGAGGAAGAUGAUGACUAAGCGGCAGGCUGCGAUUCGCUUUGCCUUAGGCUAAACCUAAUAUAGGUAUUUUUAACGAAGACCAUGACUUUGUAGGUAUUAAUUUAAUGUAAACUCUUAAAAUCCAUUGAGUUUAAGCUAUUUAUGAACAUCUUAUUUGCAUUUUAGAACCACUAUCACAUUGUUUUCUUUUUUCUUUAAUGCUCACCAUCUUAUGCAUGUUCAAAAUGGAAAAUUUAUGAAAUAUUACUUUUUAUGUACAUAUAUAGG